Cuculus canorus (common cuckoo) is the source of this 396-nucleotide messenger RNA. RefSeq names its product follicle stimulating hormone subunit beta (gene FSHB). Gene Ontology annotation, cellular component: extracellular region; cytoplasm. Bases 1 to 396 code for a protein of 131 amino acids. Gene Ontology annotation, molecular function: hormone activity. Gene Ontology annotation, biological process: G protein-coupled receptor signaling pathway. Lineage: Eukaryota; Metazoa; Chordata; Aves; Cuculiformes; Cuculidae. The record is from RefSeq and is a predicted model, not a curated record. The transcript is spliced from 2 exons.
AUGAAGACACUUAAUUGUUACGUGCUGUUAGUUUGCUGGAAAGCUCUUUGUUGCAAUAGCUGUCAGCUCACCAAUAUUACUAUAGCAGUAGAAAGAGAAGAAUGUGAACUCUGUAUUACUGUGAAUGCAACGUGGUGCUCAGGAUACUGCUUCACAAGGGAUCCAGUAUAUAAAUAUCCACCAGUAUCAUCUGUUCAGCAAACAUGUACCUUCAAGGAGGUUGUGUAUGAAACAGUAAAGAUCCCUGGCUGCGGUGACCAUCCCGAAUCUUUUUAUUCGUACCCAGUAGCUACUGAGUGCCACUGUGAGACCUGUGACACUGACACCACUGACUGCACUGUGAGAGGGUUGGGGCCAUCCUACUGUUCCUUCAGUCAGAAUGGAAGUAACCAAUGA